Molecule: messenger RNA, 1958 nt
Organism: Scophthalmus maximus (turbot)
Lineage: Eukaryota; Metazoa; Chordata; Actinopteri; Pleuronectiformes; Scophthalmidae
Gene: fhl2a
Product: four and a half LIM domains 2a
Exons: 6
Coding region: 172-1011 (279 amino acids)
Cellular component (GO): nucleus; Z disc
Molecular function (GO): transcription coregulator activity
Source: RefSeq, a predicted model, not a curated record
UGGUACCACUCCCUCCGUGGCGCCUCCCUCGUUUUCAAUUAGCCCCCGAUGGGUGGAGUAAUGCAAUCAGGAGUAACUACAGCUCAGACAAAGCUUCCUCUCUCAGUCUGCCACAGACUCUGCACAGGCACACACUCCUCAAACAGGAAGGUUCAGUGACCCCGGGUCAAAAUGACUGAGCGCUACGACUGCCAUUACUGCAAGGAGUCCCUGUUUGGGAAGAAGUAUGUGCUGAGAGAGGAGAACCCCUACUGUGUGAAAUGUUACGAGAGCCUGUACUCCAACACCUGCGAGGAGUGCAAGAAGCCCAUCGGCUGCAACACCAGGGAUCUCUCCUACAAGGACCGUCACUGGCACGAGGAGUGUUUUAAGUGCUUCCAGUGCAAGCGCUCGCUGGUGGACAAGCCCUUCUCCACCAAGGAUGAACAGCUCCUCUGCACUGAGUGCUACUCCAAUGAGUAUUCCUCCAAGUGCCAUGAGUGCAAGAAAACCAUCAUGCCAGGCUCCAGGAAAAUGGAGCACAAGGGCAACAGCUGGCACGAGACCUGCUUCACCUGCCAGAGAUGCCAGCAGCCCAUCGGCACCAAGAGCUUCAUCCCCAAGGAGAACCACAACUUCUGCGUGCCCUGCUACGAGAAGCAGUUUGCGAUGCAGUGUGUGCACUGCAAGAAGCCCAUCACCACUGGCGGGGUGACCUACCGUGACCAGCCAUGGCACAAGGACUGCUUCCUGUGCACCAGCUGCAAGCAGCAGCUGUCUGGCCAGAGGUUUACCUCGAGAGACGACUUUGCUUAUUGCCUCAACUGCUUCUGCAACCUUUAUGCCAAGAAGUGUGCCUCCUGCACCACACCCAUUAGCGGUCUUGGAGGCAGCAAGUACAUUUCCUUCGAGGAGCGCCAGUGGCACAAUGACUGCUUCAACUGCAAGAAGUGCUCCGUGUCCCUGGUCGGACGUGGCUUCCUCACCGAACGCGAUGACAUCCUAUGCCCGGAGUGCGGCAAGGACAUCUAAUUCAAUGAGCGACGGCCGACAAAUCUGAUUGGAUGCAAAAUAUUACGCUCGAGGAAUGAGAAACAUGCAAUGAAUACUAUCUUAGCACAGAGCAUAGCAUCUUUACUACUUAGCAUUACUAUGAAUUGUAAAUUGCUUUAUGCCAUGAAAUAAAACUACUAACAGUGUUAUUUGAAUUCAAAAAGUUUAUUUAUGUGAAAAACGUUCACUCUCUGAGAAAGAGCCAUGACUAACAAAGUAGCCGUUGGCGUGAAUGUAAAGACGUCUGCUCAUGAAACAGCAACAACAGCAGAUAGACACUGUAUGAAGCAUUUUGAAAUAAGUCUACCAUAUGAAUGCAGACUUUGCUUCAUAAUAAUUACUGCUUUGCGCAUGGACUAGCUUGAUGCUGUAAUUAGUAAUAAGUUUUGUGAAUGAGUUCUUCUGUAACCAAUUAAAUAUUAGUAUUGCAUCUUUACGCCAAUACAUGCUAAUUGUAGUGGUGCAUGAAAUGACAUAAAUUUUAGAAUUGUUCAUGCCUACAAAAAAUAAACAACAUCAUGAAGAGUUCAAAAUGUUUCUGUUUUUAGAUUUUGAGCAGAAUAUGCACACAAAUUAAAAAUUUACAAUCAAAAUUUUAAAAUGUUUACAGAUUGCUAGAUACAUCUAUUUAUAUCUACAUAAAUAUCUUUUAAAAUAUGGAAUUAAUAUGGAAUUAAUAUUUAAUCAAUAUUCAUUUUCAAUAAUAUUUUUGUUACCUUUGACUUUCCAACUGUAAUUAAAUCAACCAAAGUGAUUCAUUGCAUUGGAUGAUUAAAAACUGGGGGGGAAAUGCUGUUGUUAUAAAUACAACACUUGAUUUGACAGUCAGCACUUUAAGAAUCUUGUUACCGUGUGUUUUUGAUGAACUGCGACAACAAUAUUCAUCCACAAUUUCAAAUAAAUCGACUUCAAAAAGACCACUCUGA